This is a messenger RNA of Aplosporella prunicola CBS 121167, 998 nucleotides long. RefSeq lists its product as uncharacterized. Lineage: Eukaryota; Fungi; Ascomycota; Dothideomycetes; Botryosphaeriales; Aplosporellaceae. Gene Ontology annotation, molecular function: protein binding. The record is from RefSeq and is a predicted model, not a curated record. Bases 19 to 819 code for a protein of 266 amino acids. The transcript has a single exon.
CACCAAGAUCCCCCCAAAAUGUCCUCACCCCGCAACCCCCCAACCAAAACCGACGUCCUACAACUCAGCCAAACCGGCCCCCUCGAAGCCGCCCUCGCAGCGCGCUCCGCAUGCACCGACCCUCCCACUCUGCGACAGAUGGCACACUGCGCAGCACCAGCCGGCCAAGCACCCAUCCUCCAGCACUGCCUCUCGCACGGCGUGCAAAUCGACUACCUAAUCCUCUCACGCGCCCUCUCCAGCCACUCCAAACCAACACUGCAAGCGCUCUUCUCCGCCGGCCUCGACCCCAACGCGCACGUCCAAGCGCAUCUCGGCAGCGUAAUCGACACGGCGAUCACGCUCAACCUACCAAACGACAUCAUCGCGUACCUUCUGCAGCAGGGCGCGGAUCCACGCUCCGCGAGGGAGAGAGGCGGGAUGCCCAAUCUGACGACUGCUGCUUGCACAGGGAACGCCACGCUUCUGCGGCUGCUGCUAAAGCAUGGGGAAAUGGUCGGCGGGUCAAGAGCGCUGCAUUUGGCUGCGAGAGCGGGGGAGUUGGAGGUUGCUCGCGUCCUGCUUGAGGAGGGAGGGGCUGAUGUCAAUGAGGUUGCGUUUGCGGCGGAGGAGGCAAGGCCCCGGUGGUGGCGGAGUGGUGAUGAUGAGGCGGGUGCGCCGUUGCAUUUUUCUGCUGCGGCGGGAAAAACGGACGUGGUUGUGUAUUUGCUAAAGAAGGGCGCGGAUGUCGGAACACGUGAUUUGAAAGGGAGAAUUGCGAGGGAGCGGGCAGAGGAAAGUGGGUAUCCUGAGGUUGGUGCUGCUCUUUGUGGGUUGUAGCAUCUAUCAAGCCCGAGAAUGCCUUUGACUAGUUGUUUGUAGGUGAUUGGGUGUCCAGUGAUUGGUAUUUUCGUGCUAAAUACGAGCCUUUUCGCUAAUGGGUAGUUGAAUCAGAAGGACGCCAGGGCCGGGUGGCUUAUUAUCAGAUAUAGGCGACUAUACAGACACAAGCACAAUCA